Molecule: messenger RNA, 1500 nt
Organism: Aricia agestis (brown argus)
Lineage: Eukaryota; Metazoa; Arthropoda; Insecta; Lepidoptera; Lycaenidae
Gene: PQBP1
Product: polyglutamine-binding protein 1
Exons: 1
Coding region: 148-975 (275 amino acids)
Biological process (GO): alternative mRNA splicing, via spliceosome
Cellular component (GO): cytoplasm; nuclear body
Molecular function (GO): protein binding; ribonucleoprotein complex binding
Source: RefSeq, a predicted model, not a curated record
GAAGAAGAAGUAGAAAGAACUAUUUUCCAGCAAAAAAGUGCGAAUUACUUGUUUUUAUGCGUUGUAAAUUGUAAUAGUAAUUGAAAUAAUAGGUUACUUUUAUCGAAAUAAGAUUCACAUCAUUUUUCAACUAUUCGCCAAACAGAAAUGCCUUUACCACCAGCAUUAGCCGCUCGAUUAGCCAAACGAGGUCUUCUCAAGCCUAACAGCAAUAACUCGGAAACUCCACCGGUAAACGAAGAAAUUAUUGCAGAAGAUUACGACAACAAACCGGAAGAAAAUAACACGAAGGAAAAUUUUUGGGAAGGAAUAGAAGGUGUUAAUGUAGAUCCCAUAAAGGGUCAUAAAGGUUGCCCAAACAAAAGCAAUAUUUACCAUGAAUGCUCCAAGUACUGUGUGAAAACGUGGAAACAAGGAAGAAUCGUUCCUAGUGACAGAUGCCUCGAACUUAAGGCAAAAGUUUUAGAAUUGUGGCCACUACCACCCGGAUGGGAGGAAGUAUAUGACGAGGGUACCGGUCACUUUUACUUUUGGAAUUUACAUAAUAAUUUGGUGUCAUGGUUACCGCCUUCACAUCCCAAAGCCGUUCCUUCCGAGAGUGCUGCCCAUUUGAGGGAGGAGAGACUGUUAAAGGAAGGAGAUGAAAGUGACGAAAGUAGUGAGGCUUCAGAUCAAGAAGUACCUCAACAGCAUCACAAAGAAAAACGGAGAGACCGCAAGGAAAAGGAAAGAGAGAAUACACAUCACAGAGACAAAAGGAAGCAAAGGGUAAAAGAUAAUGAUUUAGAUCCAAUGGAUCCAGCUUCUUACUCCGAUAUUCCUAGAGGGAAAUGGACUGCUGGCUUAGACGUCCAUGCUAAAACAGGUGUUGAUAGUACAGUGUCUGGUCCAUUGUAUAGUAUGAGGCCAUAUCCUGCUCCAGGUGCUGUUCUAGCUGCUAACACCAAGAAAACAAGCCCCCCGCCUUCUCCAUGAAAUAUUUUAGCCGCAUUAACCGAUUCCUUGCCACCUUUGUUUUUCAAACCUAUUCGCCAUAUUAAAUUGACACGAGAGUCGCAUCAUUGGCCCUCCUAAACGAUGAGUUGAUGACGCACCUACUUAUGAUUUGUAAACAUUUGGAUCGAAAAUCAAUAAAUUUCGUUUUUUAUAUCAAAUCUACUGAUUGGUGACAUAAAGAUACAAGGUGAUUAUUUUAUACAUUUUUGGCUUAGAUUGGUAGUUUUGAUUCCCGAUUAUUGAUAAGAAAAUAGAUGUCACGGUUUCUAAGAAGCUUCGGCUAAGGAGCUUCGUAUGUAUUACAGUUUCAGACUCUUCCAUACUGACUGUCCUAAAUGGGCCUCCUGGUAUAUUUUUUCCAGAAAUUAGAAAAUAAAAAUAUAUUCCAUUACAUUGGCAUCCCAGGUCUAGCCCCUGUUUCGUGAUAGGCUAUUAAGUAGGGAGCUGACCACCCCUGCACGGAGGUCUAAAGAUAGUACAAGAGAAGUGUUCUCCAUUUUAUUU